Messenger RNA from Spirodela intermedia, 412 nucleotides. The record is from the annotation of a GenBank genome assembly. NCBI's taxonomy places the organism in Eukaryota, Viridiplantae, Streptophyta, Magnoliopsida, Alismatales, Araceae.
AUGGGUAGGAGGUUGGCGGCGCCGCGGACGCCCACCUCCAGCAUGCCCAGCGGCGGCCGCGAGGACUGCUUGGAGGCCGUCGCGCGGACGUCGCUGGUGGCGUGGGCGGCCUCGUCGAGGACGUGGUAGCCGCCCUCCAGGCAGACCUUGACGUGGAUCCGGCCGGCGUAGCCGGAGGGAUCGCCGGCGGCGAGGUUGAGCCAUUGCGACGGCGGCUCGGAGCGGUCGUCGGAGCGGCGGUGCACACCGGAGAGGUGCACCUUGGCCUGACCCACCGGCUGCCCUGACGCCGCCUCUUCGACGGCGACCAGCAGGAAGGGCUCGAAGGGCUCCGCCGCCACGAAGAGCAGGUCCUCGUGCCAGGACGGCCCCGCGGAGCUGCCGGAGGACGACAGCAUCUUCGCCGUCCUGA